Molecule: messenger RNA, 513 nt
Organism: Emiliania huxleyi CCMP1516
Lineage: Eukaryota; Haptophyta; Isochrysidales; Noelaerhabdaceae
Exons: 1
Coding region: 1-513 (170 amino acids)
Molecular function (GO): peptidyl-prolyl cis-trans isomerase activity
Source: RefSeq, a predicted model, not a curated record
AUGCAUCUCGUUUGCCUCGCGCUCGCCUUCUCGCCUCCGAUACUGCCAGUGACAGUAGCGCCGCGCUGCGCUGCUCCGCGGGCUGGGCUGCUCGACAACAUAGUCGUCGGCCUCUCCGACGGCGUCUCGGGUGCUUUUGGCGGGAAGGCGAUGGGCAAGGUCAUGGGCUACUCGAAAGACGACCGAAUCGCGAGGGCGUCCCACAUCCUGCUGUCCUUCGACGCCUACCCGGAGGGGAGCUCGCCCGACUCCGAGGCGAUGGCGAACGGGCUAAAGGCAAAGAUCGAAGGCGGCGACUUCACGUUUGAGUUUGCGGCGGAGAAGUUCUCCGCCUGCCAGUCGGCCGAGCGCGGUGGCGACCUGGGCGAGUUCAAGCGCGGCGCCAUGGUGCCGGCGUUCGACGAGGCCGUCUUCAAAGUCGUGGAGGACGAGCCGCUCGGCACGAUCUUAGGCCCGGUCAAGACGCAGUUCGGCCAUCACUUGAUCAAGGUGGUGCAGCGGGGAGAGCCAUGA